This is a messenger RNA of Falco peregrinus (peregrine falcon), 2019 nucleotides long. RefSeq names its product ALK and LTK ligand 1 (gene ALKAL1). Gene Ontology annotation, molecular function: receptor signaling protein tyrosine kinase activator activity; receptor tyrosine kinase binding. Bases 824 to 1357 code for a protein of 177 amino acids. The record is from RefSeq and is a predicted model, not a curated record. Gene Ontology annotation, biological process: positive regulation of ERK5 cascade; positive regulation of ERK1 and ERK2 cascade. Lineage: Eukaryota; Metazoa; Chordata; Aves; Falconiformes; Falconidae. The transcript is spliced from 6 exons.
CCAUCUGUAUGUACUGUUCUCUGAAAGUUGAGAUCUUAUUCACUAAUUAUUUGCUUACACAUUUAGGGCUCUAGGAAGCAAGUUUUUUAACCUGUGGGGUUUAAUGGUUUCAUUAGGUCAGUACCUGUUUUGCUAGCUUUUCAUUAAUUGUCUCAAAAAUUGUCAAAAAUUAAAAAAGCUGCUUGGGAGAAACAAAUUUUUACAGGGUCCCUAGUUUGUGAAUUCACUUGCCAAAGACAGUCUACCACUUUCUUGCCAUCAAAACAGAACCCAAGUUAUACACACUUCACACUUCAGACUGUGAGCAACAGCUUCUUUGUUCGGUAAGAAAAGCCGGGGAAAACAGUUCUCUUGCUGUAUUCCCAAUGGAAUCCCGCUAAGUUAAAAUACAGUUUAAUCUCUUGAGCCGGCAGCUUUAUUAGUAAGCAUUUCCCAGUCUUCGGGGAAAUCUAAUUUCACAAACAGAUCAGAGCUGCUUCAAACGCAGCUUUCAGUUGCCAUCCACCGGGGGACAAACGGGGAGGAGGAAGUUUGUCAGAAAAGACCUUCUCUGAGCCCAAGAGUGAUUACCAGAGGUGUCUCCAUCGACUGCCACCCACCUAAAGUCGAUAGUACUCAAAUGAGUACGCCGGUGCGGACUAUAUAAGAGAAGCGCAUGGCCCUGGAGGGCGCAUCCCCCCUCUCCGGGCGCAGCACCGACCGCCCCGCUCCGCGGCCGGCGGAGCCUCCGCGGGGACCCGGGCGCUGCGCCCACGGCAGCGGACGCCUCUCCCCAGCCCUCCCGCUCUCGGCGAGACUUGCCUCCGCCUGAAGCGCCGCAGAGAUGCGAGGGGCGAAGAAACGCCAGGCGCUGCCCGCCAUCGUGCUCCUGCUGCUGGCCUCGGCCCCACCGCCGCCGGGCGCCGAGGGCAGGGACGUGCCCGCCGCCGGAGCCGAGCGGGGGGCGCUCCUCGACCUCCUCCUCCAAGCCCUCGGCGACGGCGGCCGCCCGCUACCGCCCCGCCCGCCGCGGCGGGACCGGGUGAUCUCCCGGCGGUACAGCGGCGGCGGCGCCCCGCCGCCAGACCCCCGCGCCAUCGCCGCCGCCCCUCGCCCGCCGCCGGCCGUCGUCGCCGCUCCGCCGCCCCCACGGCUGUUCGCCACCGCCCGCCACGGAGAAAUUUUUCCAAGAGAUUCCAGUCUAAAAGACAAGUUCAUAAAACAUUUUACAGGACCAGUCACAUUUUCAUCAGAGUGUAGCAAGCACUUCCAUCGACUGUAUCACAACACAAGGGACUGCUCAACGCCAGCCUAUUACAAAAGGUGUGCAAGGUUGCUAACGAGAUUAGCAAUGAGCCCUUUGUGUACACAGUCCUAGGAUGUUUGCUAUACUUUCUACUAAGGAGAGAAUUCUGAUUUGCCAAGAAAGUGCCUUGAAAUCUUCCAAGACAGAGAAGACGUCUUUUACCUUUUUGAUUUACAAUGUUUUGUUACUAGAUGCAUUUUAUUUUCAUAUAUUUGCCAGACAUUCCAUAUUUGUGUGAAACAUUAUUUUAUUUUAAUUUGUAAAUUUGUUGCCUAUAGUUCUUACAAGCCAAUUAUUUAAAUGCAUUGUAUAUAAAGAAUACUAAUGAUAUACUGAUUAAAUGUUAUAACCAUAUGCAGGGACUUGGUAAAAUUUUGCUGUUUCUCUUGUUCCAUUGUAUUUACAUCAUUCUGCUCAGGCUCUUACUUUCAUUAUUUGCACUAACUUGAAAUGCAGAAGUCUAUGUAACUGAAAUCUGAAUAAGCUUAAGUGGGGAAGUUUUACUUGCCAUGGAAGAUAUUUUAUAUUAUGAAGCUUUGUUAAUAUAUACAUAUAUAUUAUUGUGCAUCAGAAAAAAAUGCUCAGAAAUGCACCUUGCUUUCAGGAACAUUUGUAUGACUCUUCUGGAUUUCAUCAGUUACAUUUGUACUGGCACUUAUGGAAAGAGUUGCAAAUAAUGUAAAUAUAAAGACUGGAAAACUGCAAUGCAGUUUUGGUGGAAUAAAGAACAUAAA